This is a messenger RNA of Monosiga brevicollis MX1, 795 nucleotides long. RefSeq lists its product as uncharacterized. Gene Ontology annotation, molecular function: protein-glycine ligase activity, initiating. NCBI's taxonomy places the organism in Eukaryota, Choanoflagellata, Craspedida, Salpingoecidae. Gene Ontology annotation, biological process: protein polyglycylation. The record is from RefSeq and is a predicted model, not a curated record. The annotation marks the transcript as partial. The transcript is spliced from 3 exons.
AUGGAUGCCCAAGCGGCCCAGCUGCUGGCCACAGUGCACGAGCUUUGGCCUCAACUUGCAACAUAUGGCCACCGCAACGUCUGGGUGGUCAAGCCGGCAGCCCUCUCUCGAGGACGUGGUAUCUUUUGUGAGAAUCGGCUCGAUUUCAUCCUCCAAACCAUUGUGGCUGGCUCCAGCCAGGAGACUUGGGUGGCGCAAAAGUACGUGGAGGAUACGCUAUUAAUCAACGACACCAAGUUUGAUAUUCGGCAGUGGGUUGUUGUGACAUCUUGGAACCCACUUGUUGCCUACAUUUAUCGCGACAGCUACCUCAGGUUCAGCUCUGUACCAUUCAACCUGGACAAUAUCCACUCCAAGGAAAGCAGCGACACCCAUUUGUGUAACAACAGCAUACAAAAGUCUGCAACCAUACGGCCCACCGACGAGUGGGCUCCCGAAUGCAUGUGGUCAUCUAACCAGUACCGCGCACAUCUUGAAGAACAAGGGCAAGGCACCGCUUGGGCCGAAAGAAUUUUUCCCGCCAUGUGUCAAGUGACUCGCUCCGUCCUUCUUGCUGCUCAACCGCAAAUGCACGCCCGUAAGAACAGCUUUGAGCUCUUUGGCUUGGAUUUUAUGUUUGACGCACAGCACAGUGCCUGGCUCCUUGAGGUCAAUGCUUCACCCGACCUAAGUCACUCUACAGCCGUCACAGCUGAUCUCGUGCCACGAGCACUCGAGGAUCUGGCGAAGCUAGUGCUUGAUCGCCGAGAUAACCGCAAGGCUGACAUUGGCAAUUUUGAGUUGAUCAUCAAGGAA